Molecule: messenger RNA, 1461 nt
Organism: Rhinocladiella mackenziei CBS 650.93
Lineage: Eukaryota; Fungi; Ascomycota; Eurotiomycetes; Chaetothyriales; Herpotrichiellaceae
Exons: 5
Coding region: 1-1461 (486 amino acids)
Biological process (GO): transmembrane transport
Cellular component (GO): membrane
Molecular function (GO): transmembrane transporter activity
Source: RefSeq, a predicted model, not a curated record
AUGGCUGUUGAGAGCUCACGUACCGAGUUCAAGGUCGUGGAGGCCGGACUCAGUCCUCAAGAGACCGUUCUAAGAUCAUCCUCGUCUUCGAUAUCUGAAGAGAGCCGGGAGGCAUUCCUCUCUUCAUUCACUGCAGAAGAAGACCGCAGAAUCAUGAGAAAAGUGGACAAGCGAUUCUUGUUGAUAAUCGGUCUCAUGUACAUGCUGAAAAAUGUCGACUACACAAACGCCGCCAGUGUCAAGGUCUUGCAAGUUGGGGAGCCUCGGAAUAUCUUGAUUGAGCUGGGCAUGACCGCCGAUCAAUAUAACUGGGUGCAAACGAUCUAUUUUAUCAGCUACAUCAUCUUCGAAGUUCCUAGUAAUCUUCUACUGAAGAAGAUGACGCCUCGACACUGGCAGUCUCGAAUCAUUGCGUCUUGGGGCCUUGUAUUGGCUUGUCACGCCGCAGUCACCAACAAGGAAGGUCUCUAUGCCGCUCGUUUCUUCCUCGGAAUGAUGGAGGCAGGACUAUUCCCGGGCCUUGCGGCUCAAUUGUGCAGCUGGUACCGGAGUGACGAAAUGGGUAAGCCGAUCAUGUGGAUGUUCGGCUUCCAGAACUGCUCGGGCAUAGUGGGAUCCAUCAUUGCUUAUGGUAUCUCGUAUAUGAAUGGUUUGAGUGGGCUAAGCGCCUGGCAAUGGGUCUACCUUCUCGAAGGCUUAUUCACGAUCUUGUUCGCCGGUGUUGUGUUCCUCGUUCUCCCUGACUACCCCAAAUCCAAACGAUCCUCCAAAUGGCUCACCUUGCGAGAGCAGGAGUAUCUUGAGCUCCGACUCACAGCCAACGCUCCACGCACGCACGAACCAGCCUUCCGCAAGGCUGAGGUGCUCACUUCUCUGCGAGAUCCUCGGACAUAUUCCUUCUGUUUGGCACAGAUCUUGAUGAAUCUGGGAGGUUACGCCCUUUCGUGGCAACUGCCAACGGUCACCACCAGCCUUGGAUUUACCGGUCUCCCCAGAAAUCAACUACUGAACAUCCCGCCGGCGGCCGCCUCGGUCCUAUCCAUCAUAUUUGCUGGCUGGUUCCUCAGUCGAGCCUACCUCACACGACCCGUCUUUAUCAUGUUUAUUUGUGCUGGUGCCUUGGCCUUUUUCAUUGUCCUGGCUGUCCAGGUUAGCCGGACAGCGACCUAUAUUGCUCUCAAGGGUGCCACCGGUACAGCCUUCACCCUGGCCUUCCAGUCUUGCAUUGGUCAGGUGGGUGGUGCUAUUGGACCACAACUAUUCCCAUCUCGCUUUGCGCACAAUGGCUACAAGACCUCGUUCAUUAUCUGUGCCGCUUCGAUAGGCGCAAGCUGGGUCGCAAAUCUCUGGACAUGGUAUCUAACAGAUGACACCGAGAAGGAGGUUCAAAGAGUCCGGCGACUGAGAAUCAAGGCGAACAAGGAGGGCGGAGUCUGGGCUGGCGAGGACGCAAAGCUGUGA